AUGUCUGCCCAAAUCGACUAUGCAGAGAUCUCCCGACAUGCCCGCCGUAUUGUUGAUGCCAACCGCGCGCAAGCUGUCGUUGAUCAAGUAAUGUCGCAAGCGGAUACUAGCUCCGACUCGGCCCCUCCUACAGCAGCCGAAUCCUCCACCUCCCGGCCGCCGAAGAAGCUCAAUGCGAACGCGUCCGGGCGAAAGGCGGAGACUGGACGUUCGCGCCGACCGACAAUAGGGCGGGGCGUCUCAGAAGCUCAAUCUGCGACACGCCAGGAAUCGUCAGAAGCGGACUCGGCUAUGGAUGGUUUGGUGGGCGGGCAGGCACCCCUAGCUCCGCCUCAGGCUAUGCAGUCCGGUGGCGUAGGGGAGACCGAUGUCCUCCUGGCAGCAGCUACGCAGCAGGAAUAUGGUGCAGGGUUGAUGGGUAUGGUGUCCGGGAACGAUGGCAGCGGGCAAUGGGCUGCGAGGGGAUGGGCAAUAUCGCCUCCGCAGGUGCAAGCCGGUGGAAGUCGGGAUUACCUGAUGGGUAUGGGAAUGGGGAAUCAUUCGAGCCCUGAUCUCAGCUUCCUCAACGAUCUCUUCGCCUUUACACCAGCUCCUACCCUUCCACCCUUGGAGACGUCCCCCUCCCAGAUCCUUCCCAUCAACUUUUUGGCGCCCACUCCAGCACCUACCUCACAAACGGACCCCUUGCCUCAAUUCGCCAAUUUGAACAAAUCUCGGCUACUCGCCCGUCGGACAGCCAAUCAGAAUAUGGCGGCACCGGCUGUCUCCAGGGGAAUCUCGCCCCUUUCAAAUUCUACUGUACAUCCUCGGAUGCUAUUGAUAGAGACUAUCCUACAAGCGAGCGAGUUUGAUGACUCGCUAUUUGAGUUUGGGCCUUCUGGACGCGUCAUACAAUCUCUACCGGGAAGCUCCAGAGGGUUUGGCGGCACGGAUGUGCUCUCGAACGCCUUCUCCUCCCCUUCUGCCCGCACGCUCUUCCACCACUACUGCAACGUCUCGGCUCGAUUUCUCGUCACCAUGGGCAAUAUCGGUCCGAACCCUCUCGUCACGCUCUGCACCCCCAGCAAACUCCUCGACACAUCGUCCGCCGCCUCCGCCGCUAUCCGCAUGAGUCUGCUCAGCACGAGUAUGGCACAUUUUACGUACGAGACGGUCGAUCUAGUGGGCGCGGCCAAUCUAGGGAGAAAUUGGGCGAGCACGAGGGCCAGAUUAGAUGCGGUGGGGCGAAAGUUUAAGAAGGCUGCGUUAUCGAACAUCUUCAUGGCGGAGACGACAGAGACUAGUCCCGAAGCCAUUGACUCUAUCCUUGCCGCUUGCACCUUUAUCUGCAUUCGAGAUGUGAUCAGCGCAGAUCCUACAUGGGCGGACAAUAUGGAGUUCGUGCUAAAGCUUGCGCACAAGAAGGGCGGACCGCAGGCCAUGCUCAAGACUACCAAUGGGGCAAGCAACUUUACCCGGCGAUACUUGCUGGAGAAUCUCGCUACACACGAUGUCUUCAGCUGCUUCUCUACCGGCAAAGAGCCAGCGCUACUUGGCAACUAUGACUGCUGGUGGUUUGAGAGCGUCGAAACGUCUCAGACGCGGUGGGAAUGGGAGUCGGUAGAGAGAACUUUCGGUAUCUCACGCGCCAUGGUGGAGCUCGUCGCCCGAGUCGUCACCCUCGACUCGCGGAAACGCCGCCUCGGAAUCGUCAUGAGCGACCAUCCCGAGGAAAUGAUGGUCAUAGGCCAACACUUCAUUCGUGAAUCGCACUGCCUACUGCUCGAGGCGGAUAUCUGGGGAAACAGUCUGAGCGCGUUACCUCAGCAUCAUCGCGUUACUUGCGGCGACUACAUCUACAAAUACAUGACCGUCGUCCUCAUCCUCGCUGAUAUACUCGAACAGCCCAUCUCCACGCCGCGUAUCGCCCAGUCGGUCGAUAGCAUCCUCGAGCUCUGCAGCGAAGCCACCGCGAUGCGCAUGUCCGUCAUGCUCACCUGGCCACUGCUCAUUGCGGGCUUGUAUUGUUUGCCGGAGAAGCGGGAAAAGGUGUCCUCAUUAUUCGACGCUUUCCAGUAUGACUAUUGCGAAGAUCUGAGAUGUGCUCGCUCGUUGUUGGAGGAACAGUGGAGGCUCAUUGAGGCAGGGCACGGUCCUCGUCCAUGGCGAGAAGUCAUGAAGAAGCUGGACAAGCACGCAAUGCUGAUCUAA
Molecule: messenger RNA, 2190 nt
Organism: Dioszegia hungarica
Lineage: Eukaryota; Fungi; Basidiomycota; Tremellomycetes; Tremellales; Bulleribasidiaceae
Product: fungal-specific transcription factor domain-containing protein
Exons: 13
Coding region: 1-2190 (729 amino acids)
Biological process (GO): positive regulation of transcription by RNA polymerase II
Cellular component (GO): nucleus
Molecular function (GO): transcription cis-regulatory region binding; DNA-binding transcription factor activity
Source: RefSeq, a predicted model, not a curated record